Ipomoea triloba (trilobed morning glory) is the source of this 1622-nucleotide messenger RNA. RefSeq names its product E3 ubiquitin-protein ligase BIG BROTHER-like. The transcript has 9 exons. The record is from RefSeq and is a predicted model, not a curated record. Lineage: Eukaryota; Viridiplantae; Streptophyta; Magnoliopsida; Solanales; Convolvulaceae. Gene Ontology annotation, biological process: protein ubiquitination; negative regulation of organ growth. Bases 727 to 1428 code for a protein of 233 amino acids. Gene Ontology annotation, molecular function: ubiquitin conjugating enzyme binding; ubiquitin-protein transferase activity.
AGUGGGGAAUAAUUCUGGAAUAAUCUGGGUUGGGUUCGAUUUUCACAAGUGACAGUUUCCCUUAUACCAGUUUAUGUGUCUUUCGGAUCAAAUGAAGAUUAAUCUAAUGGAACGGGAUCGCGAAGAAAGACACCGGAAUACUUCUUGGGUUUACACCACGACAAAACAAAAAACAUUGGGUGGCCACUGCCCAGUGCUCACCACUCCCUUUCUCCUCCCUCACUUGCUCAUUUUUCUACAAAGCUAGUCAGUGUCAGUCAAUCGGAUCCCCCUUUCUUCUUCUCCCACACCCUUCCCAACUGCAAAAUUUUCAAUCUUUUCUAAGCUACACAACACUACACAGUCUCUCUCCCUCCCUCACUAUCUCCCAUGUCAGAAAUAACAUCAGCUUGACUCAAAAAGGUACAAUCAUUUUUGCUUCUCUGCCAUUUCACCAACAGAAGAAAAUCAACCCAUUUCUUUCACUCCAUUUUCUGUUGGGUAACUGUUCUAUGAUAUAUAAAUGAUGCAAACAGUUUGUGGUGUGAUGGGCAUUUUUUAAUUCUCUACUUCCUUCCACGUCUACAUCACCUUCCUAGCCCACACUGUGGUCGCCACACUUGGAACUUCAAAUCAAACGGUUAGCUAGGGUUGAGGUGCUGGACUCCCUUCAUCGCUGUACGUGCGCAAGCCAGUAAACUCAGCUUUUGUUGACCAGUGAGAGAUUCCUACACUCUAGAGAAAGAAAUGAGUAACAUUGAGUGGUAUGACCAUCUUUUGAGAGGUGUGUUCCAGCCUGAAUUUGCAGAGGACUUAAUAAAAUGCUAUCCCGAGGAUGGCGGUUUAAGUCACGAGGAAAUUCGUAUACAGCAGGAAAGUCUCUACCUUGCAUUUCAAAAACAUGGGGAAAACCGAAGCACAUCUUCUGAGCAUGGUGAAACUAGUAGUAGCAACCCAUUUACAGUGCAAGAGCGUGCUUCAUUUGGUGCAGACGUUGCAUCACAAUUGGCUCUUGAUGAGGCUUUAGCCAGAUCAUUAGAGAUGGGUGAUGGUUUUGACGAUAUCCAUACCUUGGCUGGAGCCAGUGGAUCCCAACACCAAGCCCCUCCUGUCAGGGCUGAAAUUUCAAAUACUGCGGGAGAUGGCAUUGAUCCAGAUGACAUGAGCUAUGAGGAAUUGCAGUCAUUAGGAGAUGCUGUCGGCCACGAGAGCAAAGGGCUUUCAGAUGACAUUAUAUCUCGAUUGCCAACCUUUAAAUACAAAUCUUGGCUUUCCUUUUGGAGAAAGAAUAGCAAUGAUGAGUGUGUGAUAUGUUGCGAGCAAUAUGCAUUUAGAGAUAAGCUGGCGAGUUUGCUUUGUGCGCAUACGUUCCAUUAUAACUGCAUAAAGCGCUGGCUCAAAGAAAAGAAGAAUUGCCCUAUUUGUAACAUGGAGGUAGCUGAUGGCUGAGCAUGGCAAAGCUUGGAUGGAAUUCUACAGUGGAAUUUCUUCUUUUGUAGGGGAAUUAGACCAAAUUUACAAUUUUUUUUACUUUCAUGCUGUAACUUUUUAGGUUUAAUUUUUAACAGCUCUUGAAACUGGGAAGUGGGAAGACUGUUCUGUCUUCUGCUUCAUGCUUUGAAUAAAUGGCUUCUUUUAUACUU